Molecule: messenger RNA, 1970 nt
Organism: Pangasianodon hypophthalmus (striped catfish)
Lineage: Eukaryota; Metazoa; Chordata; Actinopteri; Siluriformes; Pangasiidae
Gene: ctss2.1
Product: cathepsin S, ortholog2, tandem duplicate 1
Exons: 8
Coding region: 212-1201 (329 amino acids)
Biological process (GO): immune response
Cellular component (GO): lysosome
Molecular function (GO): cysteine-type endopeptidase activity
Source: RefSeq, a predicted model, not a curated record
UAUAGGACUGCAUUUGUCGAUAUUGUAAAUUUGUCCUGUCAGUAUACAAUAUGUGACAAAAAGGAAAAAAUGAUCUCCUGAUCUCAUCUGACACGUGAUACACAUUUUUAUAAGCCGAAACCGAUACAGGCAUGUGUCACUCAGGUUCUGCUUCCUCCUGGUGAAGGUUGUGUAAGUCAGAGGCACACAGAGGCACACAGAGCAGGUGAAUAUGUUGUUGAGGAGCUUGCUGUUCACAGUGAUCUUUGGGGCAGUAGUGGCCCUUAAAGACCCAAGCCUGGACAUGCACUGGCUGCUGUGGAAGAAAAAUCACAGCAAAACUUACACCAGUGAGUUGGAGGAGUUGGGUCGGAGGGAGAUUUGGGAGAGGAACCUACGCUUGGUCACUCUGCACAACCUGGAGGCCUCUUUGGGAAUGCACACAUAUGAAUUGGGCAUGAACCAUAUGGGAGACAUGACUAGAGAGGAGAUCCUGCAAAUGUUUGCUGGGACUCGUGUACCUCCCAACCUGACAAGGAAGUCUCCAUUUGUUGCCUCUGCUGGAAUUUCAGUACCAGAUUCAGUUGACUGGAGGGAACAGGGCUAUGUAACAGAGGUCAAGAACCAGGGUUCGUGUGGUUCAUGCUGGGCGUUCAGUGCUGCUGGUGCACUAGAGGGUCAGCUAAAGAGGACUACAGGUCAGCUGCUUUCUCUCAGUCCACAGAACUUGGUAGACUGCUCUUCUAAGUAUGGAAACGAGGGCUGCAAUGGAGGUUACAUGUCCGCUGCCUUCCAGUAUGUCAUUGACAAUGGUGGUAUAGAUUCUGAAGAAGCCUACCCUUACACUGCAGUGGAUGGACAGUGCAAGUAUGACCAAUCAAAACGUGCCGCCAACUGCUCCAGUUACACUUUUGUUUCUCGGGGUAAUGAGGAGGCACUUAAGCAAGCUGUGGCCACUAUUGGACCCAUCUCUGUGGCUAUUGAUGCUACUCGCCCAUCGUUCAUCCUGUACCGCAGUGGUGUCUACAAUGACCCAAGCUGCACCCAGGAUACAAACCAUGCAGUGCUAGCUAUAGGGUAUGGCAGCCUGAAUGGAGAGGACUACUGGCUAGUGAAAAACAGCUGGGGUACUAGAUUUGGAGAUGGAGGCUACAUCCGCAUAGCCCGCAACAAAGGCAACAUGUGUGGCAUUGCAAGUUAUGCUUGUUAUCCAGUCAUGUAGCACAGAACAUAUUCUUAGAUUUUUUUAUUACCUUUUCUAGUAUGCUUUUAAAUCAGGUGUUGUAUGAUUUUAUCUUUAUCUUAAAUGCUAUUGUUUUACUAAUAAAUUGAUUUUAUACUGGAACAGACUUUACAGAAAUUGAAACUGUGGCAUGAAAACAUGAUUCUAGCCCACUGAAUUUACAAGUGACUUUUUAUUAGUGCAACAUCACCACAAACAAUUUCACAUGAGGUAUCAAAGGAUUUUCAAAAUUGGUACACAACAUCCAGUUAUGAUUGACACAUAGACUGUCAUGAUUCAAAACCUUUGGUUGGUUAGCAACAUUCAUAGGUUAACAUGAGGAGAGAAUGGCACAAUGACUUACUGACAGAUGUCCCAAAUAAAAGUGACACAAACACGAUGAAUGGCAAUGAUUUUAAAGCUUUUUGGUACCUGUAACCUUUAUAUGUUUUAGAGAUCACAAUAUUGAACACCUUUGUAAGAAGAAAAUCAGAUGCCAACUUCUGUUCUAAAGUGUCUUUCAGUUCUACAAGCUGAAAGGUCAAUUGUGUAUAUACUUCGAACAUUGUCUUCUAAAAUUAUAUUCUAUUUAGACAAAUUACAAAACGUGUCCAGUGGCUGUAACUAUAUUAUGAACAGACACUUUACAGUUUUAGUCAAGUUUGGCUCUUAAGUCAUCUAUGUUCAACUGUCACCUAUUCUUUUUUGAUUUAUUUUUUAACCGGUUACACUCUUGUGGGAAGAAUAAACAAUCAUAAAUACAGCAAGA